Molecule: messenger RNA, 1386 nt
Organism: Aedes albopictus (Asian tiger mosquito)
Lineage: Eukaryota; Metazoa; Arthropoda; Insecta; Diptera; Culicidae
Exons: 7
Coding region: 1-1386 (461 amino acids)
Source: RefSeq, a predicted model, not a curated record
AUGCUAAUGUACAACGGGUACGGAUUUAUCAAAGACCGCCAAACGGCGAAGACCUGCAACUGGAAGUGUUCGCUGUUCCGAAGGAUGAAAUGUCGUGGGCGAACCAUUACCAAAAUCGCCGACGAUUCCCCGAGCUUUAGGGCAGCUCAGUUCGGUUACACUCAACGUGGAAAGAUGAUGCUCCUGUACAAUGGUUUCGCCUACAUCAAGGAUCGUGAUGCCCGGAACAGCUGCAACUGGAAGUGUUCGCUGGCCGGAAAGCGAAAAUGUCGCGCCAGAGCCGUUACCAAGACGGCCCUUGGACGCCAAAUGAUGAAAAUUACCAACCCCAAUCACAACCACGACCGAAAAGCCUACGUGCGGGAGAAGCAGAAGCAAAGUACCACCAACUGGAAGUGCUCCUGGCAUGUCAAAUUUCGCUGUAAGGCGCGAGCAGUGACGAAAGAAAUCGAGGGUCAGCAUUUUGUUCGAAUAACCUGCGGUUUCCAUACCCAUCCUCCGAACAAUGGCUCCAAGUCUGAUGACAUGCACGGCUUCUCGCAACGGGCUCACUAUGAGUUCACGUCCAGAGGAACGCAAUGUCUAGUAUACGAUGGCUAUUUCUACAGCAAAAACAAAACAAACGAGGGUGGCGUCCGGGUCAACUGGAAGUGUCGUUACUACCAACGGUUCAAGUGCAAAGCACGAGCACUCACUAAAACAAUCAACGGCUGUGACUAUGUGAAGGUCUCCAGUACGGAGCACACCCACAUGCAAGAGAUGUACUGUCAAGACCUACGACGGAAGCGACGAGGGGCUGACAAAACAGCGGAUCUGGAAAUGGCACAGUUUGGAUCAACCCAGCGGGGGCGACCCCUUCUAGUACAUCAAGACUACACGUACAUCCGCAAUGGAGAGUUUGGCGGCACAAUCAAUUGGCGCUGUUCGGCCUACCGACGACUGAAAUGCAAAGCCAAAGCCAUAACGGUCAAGCACAAUGGCGUGGAGUUCGUAAAACUAUCCUAUGCCUUACACAGCCAUGGCCCCAAGACUGGAAGCGAUCAGCAGUGGAAGCAUGAGUCGGAAACGGUUGAUUUCCUGCGCUGUGAAGAGGAUGAAGAAGCCAUGAUUAAUACUACACCUGAGUGUAACAUUAUUUAUGUGCUGUCGAAACGAGGCACUAAGCAUCUGUUCUUCGAUGGCAACAUGUACACACCGAAUGAGAGACCCUAUCCCGGGCAGCGUUCUAGGACGUGGAAGUGUACGUUGUACUACCGAUUGAAAUGCCGAGCCCGUAUCGUUACCAGUGAAGCCAACGGGCUACCCAAGUUGCGUGUGGUAGUAGCCGAACAUACCCACGAAAAGCUGUUUCCCCAUUUGAGCGAGAAAUUCCGAAGUCUAUUCUAG